CCUUGUUAUCCCUAAUCGGACUUUUCUCCGAGGCCGGUCUUGGACAAUAUUUUUGCAAAUCAUUUGUCUUUCAGAAAUCAUGGCUAAACUUUUCAGAGGAAAAUAAUAUAGUGAAUAUAAUAUACAAUAUUGCUAUUUACCUCCUCGGAGAUUGUUUUGGAAUCAAUGCUCUUUUACUGGCCCCAAUAUUCACCGAUUUGCUGGUUUUGGGCUCAGGUCAAAGCCCUGUGCAACGUACAAGUUUUACCUUGUGCAGUCUUGUGGUUUCCUGGUGCUAAGGGACUUUGGUGAAGUGAAGGGAGACGCUUCAUUUAGUCAUUAUUUUACCAGAAUCUUGUGGCCACUGAACGUGAUUAUAAAUGAUACGGGGAGCAUGGAUUUUCGCUAUCCACGGCAGGGCUUGGUCCCUUUCAAAUGCAGAAGAUAAAAUGCUAUUAAACAUGACAACAAUGUGACCAUUUCGAAAUGUCCCGGAGUUGUCAAUUAACUCAUGUGAUGAGAGAAAUUGUCUUCUUUGGAGAUUAAAUCAGAUUAGCAAACUCUGCGGCUGACACUUGGGUGUAAUUUGUUUAUCUGACAAGGCUAAUCUACUUAUUUGCUCAUGAAAGCGCAGUGCCUAUUACGCAAUAAUGAUUUCCUCUUUCCUUCCAUGCAGCGACUGACGACUGUCAUCCUGCAGGAGGCCGCCCAGCAUCUGUUAUCCGGAACAUGUCCAACAGCGACCACAAGAGAAUGGAGUUUUUCCGAAACUUCCUGAAUGGCUGCGGCGCGGACAUGUCGUGCAACUCUUCGCACUUUCUAAUGCAUAACGACACGGGAGGGCUUGAGCUGGCUGGGGACGGGUCGCCGUGGUUGCGGAUCCUAACCUCGGUGGUCUACUUCGCGGUGGCCACAGCCGGCGUGGUGGGAAACCUGCUCGUGUUAUUCCUGCUCUACUCCACGCGCACCAUCACCACGGGCACCAUCAACUUUUUUGUCUUCAACCUGGCUGUGGCGCACCUCCUGUUCUCCCUGGCGCUGCCCUUUUGGGCAAUGGACAUCGCGCUGGACUACAGCUGGCCCUUUGGCGUGGUUAUGUGCAAAGCCGUGUCGCUGCUCACGGGGCUCAACGUGUUCGCCAGCUGCUUCUUCCUCACCGCCAUGAGCUUGACACGCUACUGCUACGUGGCCACUGCACUCAAGCCCAGGGCUUCCCCUUGCGGCGAAUACUGCACCUCCCCAGCGGUGACGGCCCUCAUCUGGGCAGCGGCCCUGGUGGCGGCGAUGCCCCGGGCCGUGUUCGCCGACAUGCGUCACGUGGGAAGCGGCAACGACACGGCGUGCCUUCUCCGGUUCCCGGACGGCACCGCCUGGUUGGGGAUAAACCAGCUCCUGCGUGUGGUUUUGGGGUUCCUUCUGCCGUACGCCACCAUCAUCUUGUCGUACCUGCUCCUGCUACGCUUUCUCUGUCGCCACAAGCUGAAGGGCGGCAACUCCCGACGGAAGGCUGAUAUCUCCAAGUCGGUGGCGGUAGUGGUGCUGUCCUUCUGCGCCUGCUGGUUUCCAUACAACAUCCUCACGCUGUGGAGCGUCCUGAUCCAACUGGACAUAGUCGACAUCAGCCCCUCCUUCUAUGGGGCGCAGACCUACUUCUUCCCCCUGGCUAACUGUCUGGCCUUCACCAGUAGCUGCUUCAACCCGGUCAUCUACUGCCUGGUCCGCAAGGAGUAUCGAGUGGCCCUGCACAACGUCUUUUUCAAGUUGAGCCUGGCCAUCAUGUCCAAGAUGCCUUACGCCGUCAACACAGACGAGGGCUCGGAACAAGCGGGCCAGAUGGCCAUUCCCCUGAGCAACAUGCCCAGCCAGACAAGCCAAUCGGACUCGAGGCGAUACGCACACUUGUCAACACUCCCGACGGUGGUCUCAACUUUGUAGAGACAGUUAGCACUGCGGUUAACACGUUGGCGUCAGAGAUUCUUGGUUUGAAGACACAAAAUGGGGGAAACCAGUAUAUGAAAUGGCUGGCGGCUAGCACAGGAAGCUAAUGUAGAUGUUCAAAAUACAAUUUCCCUAUUGUAAUCAAUUAUACUGGGACUCAGAUAUCAAAAAGCCACACGGUUGACCCCACUGCAUUUCAGAGGUUCAAAUCAAAUCUUCCUGGAUUGGCUCCAGCUGAUUCAUGACCCAAACAAGGACAAGUGGAUCCAGAACAAACAAACAAACUUGAACUUUUCAU
Molecule: messenger RNA, 2215 nt
Organism: Hippocampus comes (tiger tail seahorse)
Lineage: Eukaryota; Metazoa; Chordata; Actinopteri; Syngnathiformes; Syngnathidae
Product: relaxin-3 receptor 1-like
Exons: 1
Coding region: 709-1914 (401 amino acids)
Biological process (GO): calcium-mediated signaling; G protein-coupled receptor signaling pathway; positive regulation of cytosolic calcium ion concentration
Cellular component (GO): external side of plasma membrane; membrane
Molecular function (GO): C-C chemokine binding; C-C chemokine receptor activity
Source: RefSeq, a predicted model, not a curated record